This is a messenger RNA of Microbotryum saponariae, 5038 nucleotides long. The record is from the annotation of a GenBank genome assembly. Lineage: Eukaryota; Fungi; Basidiomycota; Microbotryomycetes; Microbotryales; Microbotryaceae.
AUGUCCUAUGUGCAAGCCUCGACCUCGACCUCUUCAAGAAACUUCGAAUCCAGCGACUCGGAACAUGACCCGACCGACGACUCGUCCUCCUUCUACGUUCAGGCCUUGUACGCCUAUUCGGGUGGCGACACGUCUUGUCUCUCGUUCCGGCCGGGGGAUGUGAUUGAGGUCUUGUCGACGUUGAGUUCAGGCUGGUGGGAUGGCGUGUUAUGCGAGCAAAAGAUCAGGGGUUGGUUCCCUUCCAACUACGUGCAACGGUUGGACGAACAAGACGCACGAUGGGCGAGGCAACAGAUGUCGGGCUGGUGGCAAGGCGACGAAUCCGACGACGACGUCGAAGAGCAGCAACGUCGACCUGGGCAGGCACACUCUGGCAGCUUCUUGGACGCAAGGAAGAACUCGACCUCGACCGCGGCUUCGAUCGAAGAAUUCUUGGCUCGCGCCUCGAUCGGCGACGACGACUCGACGAUGAGCUUCUCGGAAGGGGGUGACAUCUUUUCGGAAAUCGCUGCCGCAGCAAGAGCCGGAGUCGCUGGCGACGGCGUGGGAGGAGCACGGAAAAUGGCCAGUUCGAGAGCGGACGGAUAUGCCAAAGGUUCAGAUGGCGAUGUCGAGCAUGAGGAGGGGGACGAGGUCGACGGUGAUGAUGACGAGCAGGAUUACUGGGUCCCCAAAGUCACGCACCGGGGCCAACUGUUCUACUUCAAUUCGAGGACGGGCGAGACCUCGCGCGAUAUGCCCGUCGACGGAACAGGCGACGGGACCCGCAUCGAUCCUUCAGAAUUCGCUCUCGACGAUGACGAACGCAACACCCUGAACAAGAGUCGAGCCGCCAAGUCUACACCCUCCAAACCUAGGACUGGGAGACGACCUUCUUCGACCACGUACAGUGCGACGUGGGGUUCGACCUUGGGUGCGGCUUCAUUUUCAACCUCGAAAAGGGAUAGGACUUCGAUGGGUGACGCUUCUGUCUUGUCGGCUUGGACGGAACGCCCUUCUCUUGCAGAGGAUGGAGAACACUCCGAUGGGUCCCAGCGUGUGAGCGUCUACUCGCAACGCUCACGGCAGACGACUGCGCGCAGCCUGCGCGAUACGACUGCGAGCGGCGUAGCUGUCGCCGAAGUCGACGGGCUGGAGGCAGAGGGCGAAUUCGAUGCCAAGGCCAUGGAGGAACAGAUCGCUGCGGCUUUGGAACAAGCGACGCGUGAACUGGAGAAGAGGCGCUCGACCAAAUCGUCCAAGAGGCCUUCCAAGAGGACCGUAUCGACGGCGCAAUUGCUCGAACCACCACCACCACCGCUGCUCAGCCAUCUUGAGUCGGUGAUCAUGGAGGCUUUAUCGAAGCUCAGUGAACUCGUCGGCGAGCAAGGGGCAGCGGAUAGUGGCGUAGCUGCAACACUUUUUGGUCCUGGGCCGGAACGCGAGGUGCUGGCGCAGCAUAGCGAUGAGAUCGUCGCGGCCGUGCGCAACUUGCUACACGCUUGCGGUAUUCUGGAGCACCCUGUGCUUCGUCUGUCAGAUCCGGCCGCAUCGAAUAAAUCGGCCUCGACCACUCAGGGCCUCGCGAACGAUAUCAGAGGGGGCUUCUCACGCAAGCUCGUCCUGAGCACUGCAGCGCAACUCGAGCUCAAGCCUACCACUCGACGACUGACAUCCACACUCUCGAAGUUAGUUUUGGCCGUCCGAGCGGUCUGGGGCUUGCUCGAAACGAUUCCAGCCGAUCAAGUCCUCGCCGUCGACGACGUCAUCGCCGCCUCGGCCGACGAGCCGGACGAUCUGGCCCAACAGGAGCAACUCCGCCAGCAGGUGAUCGCCGACUGGGCGCGAGCAAGGCAGACAAGGCACGAGAUCGAAAACAAGCUGCGUCACGAGGUCUUGGUAUCGACGAAGGAGGUGCACGCCAACGUCGUCAUCUUCUUGAAUGAGUACGAUCUUAUCGUCAAAUCCAACAUGGUCAACGAGGAAGGGGCUCCAUUUGCCCUCGUUCGAGCGCCCAAAGCCGUGACAGGGUCAUUGAGGACGAACGCGGCGGCACUAUUGCUACCUGGUGGUGGCUUUGGUGGUAAUUGGCGUGGGAAUGGGUUUGUGACGUUGCCGAGUCCAUUUACGACGCCGAAUUCAGAGCCUGUAUCAUCCUCGCCUCGACUCGUCUACGCCUAUCCCGUCCGAGCCAUCUCGGCCGAGACUGUUGAAUCUCUUCGCAAGGAGUCGAUGACGAUUCAAUCCAAGUCCCAGGCUUUGCGUACACUGGUCGAAACCGUCGAACGCCCUCUGGAUCAAGCUGCUUUGACGGAUUUGACGAAAGAAGCGGGUCAGCUAUUGGGCGGGAUUGCAUCGUUCUUGAGGUCGGUCGAGGACAUCGACAUCGCGUCCGGCGUCGACAUCGAACUCGCCAACGAUGCGGGGCCAAUCUCUCGCAGCGACACCGACGGUUCUGUUGCCAAGGACUCGAUGUCGAUCAAGAGUGGUCACGAGUCGGCGGCCGAGGGCAAGGAUGAAGCACCGUCGUCGGGGCCGUAUCGAGCGAGCGUCAUCGAGGCCAAGCCGCUGCUGGCCGAGUUUGAAGUCAGCAAGCAAACGCUGUACAAUGUUCCGCCCCGACUGCUUUGCGCUUUGCAGAGCCUGUCUGUGCUCGAGGAAGAUUGGGCAACGGCACCCGCUGCCUCUUCUGGCCCGCAGCCUUCGUCACUUGCUCCUCUCUCGUUGUAUGCAUCGCCGCCUGCUAGAGCAACAGGGUCCAAGGCGAUGCUUGAAAUUUUUGACGACCUCGGUACCGCCGUCACAAAGUUGACUCUUGCUCUCGUGGCCUUGAGCGCCAUCGCCGAAGUCCAGUCAUCCGCACCACCGAGCUUGAGGCGUAAUCGUACUACGCAACGCUCGCCGACGCCACUGGAUUCCGACACGGCGUCCAUCUCCGGCUCUUCAUUCCAAGAUAGCUUGCCGCAUCAAUCCCCUCGCAAGCUCGAUGCCGUAACCUCGCGGAGCCCCGCUUCAUCACGCCAUUCGAUCCUCCCCGACACUUUCGGCCUCAGUAUGGGCCGACGCAGCAAAGCGACGAGUAUGCACAGUCGCGAGAGUGCCGAUAGCGACUUCUUCUUCUCCGGUUCGAACGCCGGGACGGGGAGGACGUCGAGCAGCAAAACGAGGUCGUCGUUGAAGCAGCUUUUGACCAGUGCUGGGUUGAGGAGAGGAUCGGUCGCGACGAGUGUGUCGGAUCACUAUUCGCAGGAGCUUCCGAGAUGUGAGUACUUCGAGUGAUGACGCGGGGUCCACCUAAUGGUAUGGGACUGAUCGUGCCCUUUCCCAACAGCCACCGUUCCAUCCUCUCCCUCCAAACCUUCGACACCUUCCACCCCCAUGUCCAAGCUCGCCAAGCUUACGGGCGAGUCGUCCUAUCCAACUUCGAGCUCGCUCGCGAGCGUAGCCGAGGCUGUGCCUCCUUGGCUUGGUCCAGAUUAUGGUCCCGACGAGGUGUCGUACAAUAUGGAGGGCCAGAUCCGAGGGGCCACACUCCGCGCUUUGAUCGUUGCCGGGACGAGUCACGAGGGUCGAGGUAAGUGACUCCUAGGGUGCACAUCUGACUUCGAAGCACCGGUUGCUCACAUGUUUUCUCUUCCAUCUACUCCAGUCGAUGGUAGCUACCUAUCAGCAUUCCUGAUGACCUAUCGCACGUUCUGCACCUCGCAUGUGUUGCUCGACCUCCUCAUCGAGCGGUACAGGGUGCCAGUACCCGAAGGGUUGACACCGGAGCAGCACAAGACCUGGGAGACGCGCAAGUUCAAACCUAUUCGAGCCCGUGUCGCCAAUUUGAUCAAGUCAUGGGUUCGCGAGUACAUGGACUAUGACGAGAAGGAUCCGGAUCUUUUGAGAAGGAUUGCCACGUUUGCGUCGGUCACGAUGAGCGAUCCGGUGCAGUCCCCGCAGAUCAUCAAGGUCGUCGAUGAACGGGUACGUGACCUAAGCCUUACAGGGGGUGUUGGCGAUAGCUAACCAAAGACUACCUACCUUCUUAUUGACGCAGCUUUCGGGCCAAGCUCCUCGACCGAUGGGUAGUCUAGCUCCCGGGCCCCUCCCUCCGUCGAUUAUCCCGCGCAGCUUCCGCAAGCUCCGCUUCCUCGACAUCGACCCGCUCGAGCUAGCUCGACAACUGACCAUCAUGGACAGUCGUCUCUUCGCCAAGAUUACAACGCAAGAAUGUCUCGGUAAAGCCUGGCCCAAGGAGUUUGGUUCCGACGCUCCCAACAUCAGUGCCAUGAUCGACAUGUCCAACGCCGUGACGCGGUGGGUGACAGAGACGAUCUUGCUACAAGAGGACCUCAAGAAACGAGCGUCGAUCGUCAAGCAUUUUAUACUCGUGGCUGAGGUGAGAAGGAGUCAUCGGUAACGGGCAUGUUUGUAUGAAGCUGAUGGUAUCGGUCCAUUUUCACAGCGCUGCUUCACUCUGAACAACUUUUCGACCUUGAUCCACAUCAUCGCCGGACUCAACUCAACGCCAAUCCAUCGCCUCCGUCGGACGUGGGAGCAAGUUAGUCAGAAAUCAAUAUAUCAGCUCGGCGUCAUGAACAAUGUGAUGCGACCGGACAAGAACUACAAGGAGUAUCGCGAGCAGCUGCGCCAAGUCGCUCCGCCCUGCGUCCCGUUCCUAGGUCAGUGUUCCUAGCGUCGAUCCCAGCGCCAGUCAUCUCGCUUGCAUGUCCUGACAGACUUGUCAUCGACUACAGGUGUUUACCUUACCGACUGGACCUUUAUUGGAGACGGCAACCCAGACAUGCUUCGUGAACGACCGCAUCAGAUCAACUUCAACAAGCGCCAAAAGGCGUCGGAAUUGAUCCUGAUGAUCAAGUUGCACCAAGCGACCUCUUAUAACCUCGCCGCCGUCCCUUCGCUAGCCAAGUACAUUGACGAACACCUCUUCCCUUCGCACGCCGAUCCUGCGACCGAUGAUCAACGCCUUUACGAGCUUAGUCUGCUGCGCGAACCGCGCGAGCGAGACGACGAAAAGAUCGCUCGCCUGCUCAGCGAGAGCGGCUUCCUCUGA